Messenger RNA from Rosa rugosa (rugosa rose), 2021 nucleotides. RefSeq lists its product as uncharacterized. The record is from RefSeq and is a predicted model, not a curated record. Gene Ontology annotation, molecular function: protein binding. The coding region runs from base 279 to 1982 and encodes 567 amino acids. The transcript has 5 exons. NCBI's taxonomy places the organism in Eukaryota, Viridiplantae, Streptophyta, Magnoliopsida, Rosales, Rosaceae.
AUCUCUCAGUCAGUAGCUUUUAUAUUCUGUCACAGUAGCCAUCCAAUUGCAUGGAAGUAGCUUUUAUUUUGUUUCUCAGUAGCUUCCCUAUGUGUAUAGAUAUCUUGUUGUUUCAUGAAUAUUGCUUUGCAAUAGUUUUGAUAAUGCUUAGUAGAUUUCAGAUUAUUGUUUCAUAAAUAUUACUAUACUCUUGACAAUUGUUUUAUGUUUCAUAUAUGGGAGCAGGCGAGUAGCCUUUAUGGUUCCUGACAAUAUCUUUCCUAAUCUCUUAAGCAAAGAUGGCUGAAGGAAAUGAACAGAGAGACAGACUUCCACAGUACAGAGCUAGUCUUCAGUCAUUCAAUGAGAAGAUGAAGACAUACAGGAAGGUAAUCAGUCCUGAUGCCAUAAUGAGGUUGACAUCGUCACCAUUCUGGGAUAUUAUUAAGGUGUUCCAUCUUCAAUUUUUAGAAGAUAGUGAAUGCAAGAAAGUAGAUGAAGACAUUUUGAGGAUGGUCAGGGCGUAUGACACCAAAAAGCAAGGGUUUGUGCUCGAUCAAACCGUACACAAAAUAACAGCUGAAGAUGUGGUGACAUGUCUUGGAGUGAGAUUGCAAGGAGUGGCAUUCCCGCUCAAUAAGCACCACCAAAAGCCAAAGAACAAUGGGAUAAUUGACAAGUACUUUGCUGAUGCAAAGAAAGUAACAAAGGUCAUGGUCGACAAUGCACUCAAAGAAGCUUUGAAAGACCCGAAGAAACAAGUCCCAAGUGAUGUCGCAAGUCUGAUUGUCAUGAAUCUAUUCAUAUCAUUCUUGUUCUGCACCUCAGGUUAUACAUUGUCCUGGAAGUUGGUAGAAGUUUGCACCGACUGGACUUCUUGGCGACAAUAUUCAUGGGCAAGCUUGAUAUUAGACCAUCUGCAUAAUGGUCUAAGUAAGAAGCAGCAAGAGAAAGAUGUCGCUUUGUCAGGUUGUUUGCCCUUAAUCAUGUAUUGGUUAGCUGACAAGACAAAUAUUGGGGGAGCAAUCAAAAGACAUGAAAGAGCGACGCCAACAUUUAUAAAAUGGUCACUCGUCGAGCUGCACAAAGAAAUGGUGAAACUAACCAAUGUGCAGAUAGAGAAAAUGUUUGACCAAAAGGUGACAGAGGAAGACCUUGCAGUGACAUUACAUAUUAUAAAAGGAAGAAACAAAGGAGCAGCAGAAGCAGAAUCAAGUGAAACAAGUGAAACAGUACAUGUAUUUGACAAAAAUGACAGCGCUUGUGGCUUCACCUCGUUAAUUCCACUUAGUAUGCUUAAUGACCAACGUAAAGGGUAUCUUGUGGACGAUACCUGUGUCAUUGAAGCAACUGUUGCAGUCCCCAAGGCUGAGAUGACAGCCCUAGUAAACGAAAGUGGCAGUUCUGCACCUGUGCAGCCCUUAGGUGCAGAACUACCGAUGAUUGCCGAGCCUCUAGAUAGCCGCGCUGAGUCUCCAGUUGUCAAGGAAGAGCCUUUUUUGAGCUCCUUACCAAGUGAUGAAGCCGCAGAUUUCAGAGGCUUUGGUAAAGUCGACAAAGCCUUUGUUCCAUUGCUGGAGGAAGUUUGUUCCUUGCACCCUUCCCUGGUUGAAUGCCAGCAGAACAGAGGGGAACAGUUCACUCAAUGGGCAUUCACAACUUUGGGUCGACUGCUCUACUUUCUAAAGACUAGAAAGCCCAAGGAUAUUACAGAGGAGACUUGUCGAGAGCUGAGAAAGUUGUGGGCAGAGCUUGAGGUCUUCAGAUUUGACUUGAGCUGGCUGAAGACAGAUUUUGAAACAGCCUUGCGUAUGAAGAAUCAUGUGGAAAGAGCAAGGCAAAUGAGGGAGGAAAUGAACGCUUUGGACACUCAAAGGAAGAGGCUUAAGGCUGAGCUAGCUGCGGUGGAAGUAGAUUUUGAGGAAGCACAACGAAAAGUAGCCGAUGCUGAAAUGUUGCUUGAAUGUGAGCUAGGCUAUGGAAGGGGUGAGCCUUCAUCAUAGACUAUCAUUUUUUUUUUCUUUUGCUAACAAUAGGGGGGG